Abrus precatorius (Indian licorice) is the source of this 426-nucleotide messenger RNA. RefSeq lists its product as uncharacterized. The coding region runs from base 1 to 426 and encodes 141 amino acids. The record is from RefSeq and is a predicted model, not a curated record. Lineage: Eukaryota; Viridiplantae; Streptophyta; Magnoliopsida; Fabales; Fabaceae. The transcript has a single exon.
AUGGUAGAGUGGACCAUCUUCCGCCACCGGUUCCUCGAAAAGUAUUUUCCGGAAGACAUCCGUAGGAGGAGGGAGCAAGAGUUUUUAACCCUGACUCAAGGACAGAUGAGUGUCGGAGAAUAUGCAGCUAAGUUUGACGAACUGUCAAAAUACUGUCCAUAUUUUGCUCAAGCUGAUGAUCGGUCUAGGUGUUCUAAGUUUGAAAGCGGACUUCGACCUGAUAUCAAACAAGCUAUUAGCUGUCACCAAGUCCAACAUUUUCCAACCUUGGUGGACAGAUGUCGAAUAUAUGAGAAUGACACCAAAGCUCGCCAAACUCUGUGGAAGCAAUCAGGUCCUCAUCGCCCCGCUCAUAGUUUCGGAUCAAGGGGUAAAGAAGUUCAAGAAAAACGUAAACCGUAUUUUACGCCAACAAGGAGUUAUUAG